AUGAAUACCGGUGGUCGGCUCAUCGCUGGUUCUCACAAGAGAAACGAAUUCGUGCUGAUUAACGCCGAUGAGAAUAUACGAUCAGUACAAGAACUGAGUGGGCAUUCAUGUCAAAUAUGUGGAGAUGAGAUCGAGUUAACGGUUAACGGUGAACUAUUCGUUGCGUGCAACGAAUGCGCAUUCCCGGUUUGUAGACCAUGCUACGAGUAUGAACGUAGAGAAGGAAACCAAGCUUGUCCUCAGUGCAAAACCCGGUUCAAACGGAUCAAAGGUAGUCCAAGAGUUGAUGGAGACGACGAAGAAGAAGACGACAUCGAUGAUCUCGAAUACGAGUUUGAUCAUGGUAUGAUGGACCCUGAGCAUGUCGCUGAAGCUGCACUCUCUUCACGCCUCAACACUGGCCGUGGUGGCUCGGAUUCAGCUCCACCUGAGUCUCAGAUUCCUCUCUUGACUUAUUGUGAUGAGGAUGAUGAUAUGUAUUCUGAUCGACAUGCUCUUAUCGUGCCUCCUUCGACCGGAUAUGGGAGUCGAGUCCAUCCUGCGCCGUUUACAGAUUCUUCUGUGCCUGCACAAGCAAGGUCAAUGGUUCCACAGAAAGAUAUAGCAGAGUAUGGAUAUGGAAGUGUUGCUUGGAAGGAUCGGAUGGAAGUGUGGAAGAAACGACAAGGCGAAAAGCUUCAGGUCAUUAAGCACGAAGGAGGAGGAAACGAUGGCCGAGGUUUUAACGAUGACGACGAACAAGAUGAUCCUGACUUGCCUAUGAUGGAUGAAGGAAGACAACCACUGUCAAGAAAGCUACCGAUUCGUUCAAGCAGAAUAAAUCCUUACAGGAUGUUGAUUCUGUGUCGGCUCGCUAUUCUCUGUCUUUUCUUCCAUUAUAGAAUUCUACAUCCAGUAAAUGAUGCGUAUGGAUUGUGGUUAACAUCGGUUAUAUGUGAAAUAUGGUUCGCCGUUUCUUGGAUUCUUGAUCAGUUCCCCAAAUGGUAUCCUAUUCAACGUGAAACAUACCUCGACAGACUCUCUCUAAGGUACGAGAAGGAAGGAAAACCGUCGGGAUUAGCAUCAGUUGAUGUUUUUGUAAGUACAGUGGAUCCGUUGAAAGAGCCACCGUUGAUCACAGCAAACACUGUUCUUUCGAUCCUAGCCGUUGAUUAUCCUGUGGAUAAGGUCGCUUGCUAUGUAUCGGACGAUGGAGCUGCGAUGCUAACGUUUGAAGCUCUUUCUGAUACAGCAGAGUUUGCAAGAAAAUGGGUUCCUUUUUGCAAGAAGUUUAACAUCGAGCCGCGAGCUCCAGAGUGGUAUUUCUGCCAGAAGAUGGACUAUUUGAAGAAUAAAGUCCAUCCUGCUUUUGUCAGGGAACGUCGAGCUAUGAAGAGAGAGUAUGAGGAGUUUAAGGUGAAGAUAAAUGCGUUGGUUGCAACAGCACAGAAAGUGCCUGAGGAAGGUUGGACGAUGCAAGAUGGAACUCCUUGGCCUGGAAACAAUGUCAGAGACCAUCCCGGAAUGAUUCAGGUCUUCUUGGGACACAGCGGAGUUCGUGAUACCGAUGGGAAUGAGUUGCCUCGUCUUGUGUAUGUGUCUCGUGAGAAGCGGCCUGGUUUUGAGCACCAUAAGAAAGCUGGAGCUAUGAAUUCUUUGAUUCGAGUCUCAGCUGUUCUGUCAAAUGCUCCUUACCUUCUUAAUGUGGACUGUGAUCACUACAUCAACAACAGCAAGGCGAUUAGAGAAGCUAUGUGUUUCAUGAUGGAUCCGCAAUCCGGAAAGAAAGUUUGUUAUGUCCAGUUUCCUCAGAGAUUCGAUGGGAUUGAUAGACAUGAUCGAUACUCGAAUCGCAAUGUGGUCUUCUUCGAUAUUAACAUGAAAGGUCUUGAUGGGAUACAAGGACCGAUAUACGUUGGGACAGGUUGUGUCUUUAGAAGACAAGCUCUUUACGGUUUUGAUGCACCAAAGAAGAAGAAACCACCUGGCAAAACCUGUAACUGUUGGCCUAAAUGGUGUUGUUUGCUCUGUGGGUUAAGAAAGAAGAGUAGAGCUAAGGCUAAAGACAACAAAAAGAACCCUAAAGAGACUUCAAAGCAGAUUCAUGCUUUAGAGAACAUUGAAGAAGGUGCCGUCGUUCCAGUGACAAAUGUUGUGAAGAGAUCUGAAGCAACACAACUGAAACUGGAGAAGAAAUUUGGACAGUCUCCGGUUUUUGUCGCCUCUGCUGUUCUACAAGAAGGUGGAGUUCCUCGUAACGCAAGCCCUGCGUGUUUGUUGAGAGAAGCCAUUCAAGUCAUUAGCUGCGGAUACGAAGAUAAAACCGAAUGGGGAAAAGAGAUUGGGUGGAUUUAUGGAUCAGUGACGGAAGAUAUCUUGACUGGUUUCAAAAUGCAUUGCCAUGGAUGGAGAUCUGUCUACUGUAUGCCAAAGCGUGCAGCUUUCAAAGGAUCUGCUCCAAUCAACUUGUCGGAUCGUCUUAAUCAGGUCCUGCGUUGGGCUCUUGGCUCUGUGGAGAUUUUCUUGAGCAGACAUUGUCCCAUAUGGUAUGGUUAUGGUGGUGGUUUAAAAUGGUUGGAGAGAUUCUCUUACAUCAACUCUGUUGUCUAUCCAUGGACCUCUCUUCCACUGAUCGUCUACUGUUCUCUCCCUGCUGUCUGUUUACUCACCGGAAAAUUCAUCGUCCCAGAGAUAAGCAACUACGCAGGCGUUCUCUUCAUGCUCAUGUUCAUAUCCAUAGCAGUGACUGGAAUUCUCGAAAUGCAAUGGGGAGGUGUCGGAAUCGACGAUUGGUGGAGAAACGAGCAAUUCUGGGUGAUCGGAGGAGCUUCUUCGCAUCUGUUUGCUCUGUUUCAAGGUUUGCUCAAAGUACUAGCUGGAGUUGACACUAACUUCACAGUCACGUCAAAAGCAGGAGACGAUGGAGCUUUCUCUGAGCUUUACUUAUUCAAAUGGACAACCUUGUUGAUUCCUCCGACAACGCUCCUGAUCAUAAACAUCAUCGGAGUUAUUGUCGGUGUUUCAGACGCAAUUAGCAAUGGUUACGACUCUUGGGGACCUCUCUUUGGGAGACUGUUCUUCGCUCUUUGGGUCAUUGUUCAUUUAUAUCCAUUCCUCAAGGGGUUGCUUGGGAAGCAAGAUAGAAUGCCUACGAUUAUUGUGGUUUGGUCUAUUCUUCUUGCUUCGAUCCUGACGCUCUUGUGGGUUAGAGUGAAUCCGUUCGUCGCUAAAGGUGGACCAGUGUUGGAGAUUUGUGGUCUGAAUUGUGGAAACUAA
Messenger RNA from Microthlaspi erraticum, 3255 nucleotides. The record is from the annotation of a GenBank genome assembly. Lineage: Eukaryota; Viridiplantae; Streptophyta; Magnoliopsida; Brassicales; Brassicaceae.